AUGAAGUCCCAUGGCAUUCUCCUCGUGCGCGACCCUCGCGUCUCCGAGCAGGAGAACAGCAACUACCUGGACAUGCUUGAGCGUUAUUUCGACCAGCCUGCCGAGGCCAAGAUGGCUGAUGUUCGUGCUGAUGUUGGCUACCAGGUUGGCGCCACCCCCGAGCGUGUGGAGGUCCCCCGCUGUGCGGCCGAUCCCAACUGCGAGGAGGUGAUCAGCAACUUCGGCGAGGAGCACAAGCCCACCCUCCCCCUCGGUCCCGACCUCAAGUGGCGCUUCUUCUGGCGCAUCGGUGAGCGCCCGGUCGACACCAAGUUCCCGGAGCUCAACUGCCCGGCCGUCAUCCCGGCCGCCUUCCCCGAGUGGGAGACCGUCAUGAACCGCUGGGGUGACCUGAUGCACGGCGCGGUCAACACCGUCGGCGCCAUGGUCGGCCAGGGUCUUGGUCUGGGGCGCGAGGUCUUCCCCAAGAUGUCCGACAAGGGCCAGCACCUGCUUGCUCCCACCGGCUCGGACCUCGGUCGCUACGAUGAGAAGGGCUCCAUCUUCGCCGGGUUCCACUACGACCUGAACUUCCUGACCAUCCACGGCAAGUCCCGCUUCCCCGGGCUCUACAUCUGGCUGCGCACUGGCGAGAAGAUGCGCGUCUCCGUGCCGGACGGCUGCCUCCUGGUUCAGGCCGGCAAGCAGCUCGAGUGGCUCACCGGCGGUGCCAUCCGCGCCGGCUACCAUGAGGUGGUCUUCGAUGAGACCACUCGCCGUGCGCUGGACGCCGCUCGCGCCGCCAACCGCCCCCUCUGGCGCGUGUCUUCCACCAUGUUCCACCACAUCAACAGCGACGCCACCCUCGAGCCCCUCGGCCCCUUCGCCACCGAGGAGGCUUGCAAGGCCUACCCCCCGACCCUGUGCGGUGACUACGUCACCUCCGAGCUGGAGGUCAUCCAGCUCCGCAAGCCGGACGAGGAGGAGGUGAAGGCCUAA
Molecule: messenger RNA, 978 nt
Organism: Fonticula alba
Lineage: Eukaryota; Rotosphaerida; Fonticulaceae
Exons: 2
Coding region: 1-978 (325 amino acids)
Source: RefSeq, a predicted model, not a curated record